Carlito syrichta (Philippine tarsier) is the source of this 4729-nucleotide messenger RNA. It is a transcript of the gene NRAS, whose product is annotated as NRAS proto-oncogene, GTPase. Lineage: Eukaryota; Metazoa; Chordata; Mammalia; Primates; Tarsiidae. Bases 739 to 1308 code for a protein of 189 amino acids. Gene Ontology annotation, molecular function: GTPase activity; GTP binding; GDP binding. Gene Ontology annotation, biological process: Ras protein signal transduction. The record is from RefSeq and is a predicted model, not a curated record. Gene Ontology annotation, cellular component: plasma membrane. The transcript is spliced from 7 exons.
CUGCAGCUUCUAGGACCCAGUUUCUUUUACUGAUUUAAAAACAAAACAAAAAAAAAAUAAAAAAGUUGUGCCUGAAAUGAAUCUUGUUUUUUUUAAUAAGUAGCUGCCUGGUUACUGUGUCCUGUAAAAUACAGGCACUUAACCCUUGGUGUAGCUUCUGUUCGAAUUUAUAUCACGGGAGCAGAUGGUUCUGAUUUCCUGGCCCUCAUCUUGAAUUGGCCAUAUACAGGGUCCCUGGCCAGCGUUCUGAAGGCUUUGUCUAAGACGACAAGGGUCAGCUCAGGGGAUGUGGGGGAGGGCGCUUUUAUCUUCCCCCUUGUCGUUUGAGGUUUUCAUCUCUGGGUAAAGAGGCCGUUUAUCUUUGUAAACACACAACAUUUUUGCUUUCUCCAGUUUUAUGUUAAUGGCGAAAGAAUGGAAGCGAAUAAAGUUUUACUGAUUUUUGAGACACUAGCACCUAGCGCUUUCCUUAUUGAACCGGCCCGCGGGGGGCGGGGCGGGGCGGGGCGGGGCGGGGCGCGGCCUGCUGCGUGACUCCCGGGUCGGAGGCCCACGUGGCCGGGGCGGGGACUCGGGCGCCCGGGGCGCCGACUGAUGGCGUAGCGGGCGGGGCCGGAAGUGCCGCUCCCGGGUGGGGGCUGUUCAUGGCGGUUCCGGGGUCGCCAGCAUUUUUCCCGCCUGUGGUCCGAAACUGUCCGGAGCGGAGGCCGCGGAGCUGGAGGUUCUCGCCGGUGUGAAAUGACCGAGUACAAACUGGUGGUGGUUGGAGCAGGCGGUGUUGGGAAGAGCGCCCUGACUAUCCAGCUAAUCCAGAACCACUUUGUGGACGAAUAUGAUCCCACCAUCGAGGAUUCUUACCGAAAGCAGGUGGUUAUAGAUGGUGAAACCUGUCUGUUGGACAUACUGGAUACAGCUGGACAAGAAGAGUACAGUGCCAUGAGAGACCAAUACAUGAGGACAGGCGAAGGCUUCCUCUGUGUAUUUGCCAUCAAUAAUAGCAAGUCAUUUGCAGAUAUUAACCUCUACAGGGAGCAGAUCAAGCGAGUAAAAGACUCAGAUGAUGUACCCAUGGUGCUGGUAGGAAACAAGUGUGAUUUGCCAACAAGGACAGUUGAUACAAAACAAGCCCACGAACUAGCCAAGAGUUACGGGAUUCCAUUCAUUGAAACCUCAGCCAAGACCAGACAGGGCGUCGAAGAUGCCUUUUACACACUGGUAAGAGAAAUACGUCAGUACCGAGUCAAAAAACUCAACAGCAGUGAUGACGGCACUCAAGGUUGUAUGGGGUUGCCGUGUGUGGUGAUGUAACAAGAUACUUUUAAAGUUCUGUCAUCAGAAAAGAGCCACUUUCAAGCUGCACUGACACCCUGGUCCUGGCAUUCCUGGAGGAGAAGUAUUCCUGUUGCUAUCUUCAGUCUUGCAGAGAAGCUUCUGCUACUUCCCAGCUCUCAGUACAUCAGUACAAUGUUCUCUGUUGGAGAAGUUCUCAGAGUAACUACCUCCUCACUUGGGUGUCUGACCAGAGAAAUGCACUCUUGCUCCUCCCUGGUAUUUUUCUGCCCUGGGUCCUUCCCACACACACCUCUGCCACCCCAUGUUUUUCAUUUGAAAAGCAAUUCGUGCUCUGAAACAGAGAACUGGAUUUCAUGUAAACAUGAAAUUCUAUUAAAAACAGUAUCUUGAGCUCUAAAGUAGCAACUGCUGAUGAUUUUUUUUUUUUUUUUACUGUUGAACGUACAACUAUGAGAAGUGUCAAAAAUUACUGUUUUGCCGAGAAUAUCAUCAAUGUCGCUGUUUGGUUUUUUUGUAAUGUUAUCACCUCUAUUCUAUAAACUGGCAUCUGCUCUGUAUUCAUAAAUACAAAAGUGAAUACUGACUUUGGAGUCUAUCCUAGUCUUUUUGACUUCCCUGUAAUUAAAUCCAGCUUUCACAAUGAAGUGCCUUUUUCCUAGAAGUGGUUUGUAGACUUACUUUACAGUACUUCAGUUGAAUAGAUGUCUCAAAAAUCAUUUUGCAUGAAAAUGAAUGUCUGAGAUAUGUCUAUGACUUGCCUGCCUUUGAGGGAAAGCUAUACCUGUUGAUAGCAGAUGCCAUUUCAUACAUGUAUGAAGUUGGUUUUCCAGAGGCUUAUCUUUGGUCUUUCCCAGGAGAAAAAAGAAACUGAAAACAUGAAUUUCACUUAAUUUUUACUUAACCUCCAUUUCUUUUGUAGGUUACUACCUAUACAAUGUAUGUAAUCUGUUUCCUCUAGCGUACUGAUAACCUAAUGUUUCAUGAACUUCCAUUUGUAUUCAAAUUUGGGUCAUACUAGAAAACUCUACAUGUGUAAGUGUUCAAAUACUGUAAAAAUCUGAUGUGGUGUUAUUUAGUAGCUGUGAUCAUUGAUUUUCAAACCUCAAAUAUAGUAUAUUAGCAGACAAAUUACAUUUUCGCUGUAUAUCAUGGUAUCCUAAUGAUGUAUAUAUAAUUACCCUCACCUCACAGCAAUAGGGAGUAAAGCAUGGUGCUAAUGGAACAGGGUCACAGUUUUCAAACUUGAACAAGCCAGUUAGCAUCACAGAGAGAGAAAUCCUUCUACAUUUGCUCAUUGCACCAGUAACCCCAGCUGGUAAUUUUGCUGGGUGCUGCUGUUAGCCCGGCAAUGAAAAAAGAGGUCGGCACGAGCCCUUAUACUGUGACUGGAAAAGCUUGGUAUCGUGAGGGAGGUCAGCUCGGAAGUCUUUAUAAAGUGUUUAAACCCUAUUUUUAAAGCCACAUGGAAAUUCUAAAUUAAACCAAUAUAUUUUUCUCUUUUUUUAAGAAUGAGGAUGCCACAGGCAAAAAAUGUUUUAAGUUUCUUUUACUUAAUGUUCUUGAACGGGUUUGAAUCAAGAUGUUGAUAAAUCCGUCUAAGCUGAAGAGUUUGUUCAAAACAAGAAGUAGUCUUUGGACUACUAGAGACACAAAUGGGAAAUAUAAUGAAUGGAUAGUUAUGAGGAUUUGGAAGCUCGGCAUUUCCAUUUGCAGAUAAUACCCUAGUAAUUCUAAUGAGAAAUAGACUUGGGUAACUUUCGAUAAAAGACUAAUUCCAAAGUGGCCACUUUCUGUUCUGGUCUUCUAAUGUCUAAAUAUUUACUGAGGUCCUCCAUCUUCUAAUACAAAUUUUCAUUUAUUAAGGCAACUCCAAAUUACAUUGAAAAGAACUCAGAAGAAAGGAGGGAACAUACGCCGUGCCCAGAGAAUAGUAAGCCCGGCGGAGUUGUGCUCCCUAGUGCUCAUCUGAGAGCUGGCCGGUACUGUCAUCUGUAAGCAGACAUUCUGCUGCUUCGUUUCCGCUCUGUUUGGAGCAACAAUUGCUCUAUGAUUUUUCUGGAGCUAGAUUGAUUCUUUUUUUAAGUGUCCGUGACUGGCAGUGUGACUCUUUCUAAAAAGCAUUAAAUUUAACGUCAAAUUAGGGAGAAAGAUCGUUACUCGUCUUGGGCUCUUGUGCCAAUAGCUCCUGUGUGUAUGUACCCUCUAGUUUUCUCACGUAUGUUCUAGCACAGAUGUAUCUGGGGCCAAAAUUAAGAAGUUACACUUAGGGAUGAAUUUUGGCACAAUAGAAUGACAAACUUCUAAUUAAGAGCCGAAUAACUUCAGGGUGGCAUAAAGUGUGGUUUUUAGAAUAUGUUUGUGAUUGCUGAGAAUAAUUCUCGUUUACCUCAAAAUCUGAAAGUCUCAUUCCCCAAGUUAAGUGCCUGGUCAGCUGUCAUAAAGUACAUAUUUCUUUGUGUUUGUUUUUUUAAAAGGUCGCAUGUUCAAGAGUGAAAAUAAGAUGUUCUGUCUAAAGGCUCUUGUGCCUAACUAAUCUGUAAAUGAAUCUGUUAAAUGCUGUAUUUGCUCCAACAGCUUCCUAUAAAAUGUUAUUUGGUAAUACAGUAUCACACUUAUGACAGUUUUUGUUUUAAGAGUAUAUUAGGUAAAAUUAAUCUCAACUUCCUUUUAGUGGGUCCCGUGUUCAGUCCUUCAUCAUCCUUUAAACUGCUGUGAAUUUUUUUUGUCAUGACUUGAAAGCAAGGAUAGAGAAACACUUUAAAGAGAUUUUUUUUUUUCCCAUUCCAGAAUUUGUGAGCAUAAUCAUUUUGCUUGAUAUUUACAGUCAUGAACUCUUAAGCUGGCAGCUACAGCCAAGAACCAAAAAAUGGUGCAUUCUGCUUCUUGUAAUUCAUCUCUAACAAAUUAUUAAGAAGCAAUGAUAAUUAAUUAGGGGAAAUGUUUCAUUUGGAUGGUUUCUGUAAACAAGGGACUAUAAUUCUUGUACAUUAUUUUUCAUCUUUGCUGUUUCUUUCAGCAGUCUAAUGUGCCACAACAUUAUUUUAAGGUGUUUGUUUUCUAUAAGAAUUGUUUAAAAAGUACUCUUGUUAUCAGAGUAGUUGUAUUAUAUUUCAAAAUGUAAGAUGAUGUUUAAAAGCCUGAGUACUGACCUGAGAUGCAAAUGUAUGUGCUCUAGAGGGAGGGAGAGGGCGUCAGUGGAGGUUGUAUGACUUUUAUAUUUCUGUGCCACCAGAUAUAGGUUAAAAUAUCAGUUGUGCAAUUCUGCUGUUUAAAUGGGAACUAUUGGCCUCUGUGGCCCUAAAUGAAAGGGCUGAUAUUUUAAGUUGAUUAUUUUAUUGUAAAUUAAUCCAGCCUAAUUUUUUAACAUUUGGUUGAAUGUCUUUCUUGUUAAAUGAUGUUUAAAAAAUAAAACUGGAAGUUCUUGGCUUAGUCAUAA